UAUAAAUGAGUUUGAAUUUUUUACGGAACAACGAAAUGUAAGUUAAUUUUUAGUCAAAGACAGGGUAGAGUAAGAGUGAAUUAUGUAAUAAGGAUGAUCAAGUUUAUUAAAAAAUUUUAUAACAAAAUAAACGAGAUGAGGAUGUUUUGGUAGUUAGCAAUGGAUAAGUUUGUUAUUUCAAUGAAACUUUUGGUUAAUUUAGUAAAAGAAUUUAGAAUAAAGAAGUUCUAACUAUUAAUGUGAUAUCACUCUAAGCCACAUAUACUUAAAUGAAGGAUCUAGAGGAUUUUUAGAAAACUUAUUAACUUCUCUAAUAGGAAUUCAGAAAAGUAGACGAGUAAUUAAAAUAAUUUUAAAAUACAAAAGAAAAAUUUGGAACUGAAACUAUCUAUACUGCUUAUCUUGAGUCUAGAGAUCAAUCUACUUUAAAUUAAGAAGAUUAAAAUAAAUUAAUAAGAAAGCUUUUAGAGGCAUUAGGUUAAGCAAAAAAAAGUUAAAUAGAGGCAUUAAAAAAAACAUAAUAAAAAUAAACUUUAUUUUCAUAAUAAUCAUUAGUCACUUCUGUAAUUGAAACUACUUGCUACUAAGAAAACUGUAAUUUAGAGAAUUCAUCUAUUUCUUAAGCGAUAUCAUCUAUACAAAGUUGUUUUUUCUGUUAAAAAUAUAUAGGUGGAAUCACAAUAUUCUUAAAUUGUUCCCAUGCAUAUCAUGAAGAUUGUUUAUAAUCUUUAUUUUUUAGUCAAUUACAAUUGUAAAUUCCUAUUUUAAGUUGUUUAUGUGGAUAUUCACAAUAAUAAAAGACACUAUAGCAUUUUAGUGAUGUAAAUUUUGGAACUCUAUUAAAAUAAAAAUUAUUAAUAAAUCAAGUGAAGGAGAUAGCAAAAAGGUAUUAAAUUGAGAAGUGCAAGACUGUAGCUUGUAGUUUUUAUUUUAUUUUAGAUAAUAAUAUAUAAAAGAAGGUUGCAUAUUGUCCUUAAUGCUUGUUAGAAAAUUGCAUAUGA
This is a messenger RNA of Paramecium sonneborni, 1001 nucleotides long. The record is from the annotation of a GenBank genome assembly. Lineage: Eukaryota; Ciliophora; Oligohymenophorea; Peniculida; Parameciidae.